AGUUGCCUGAAUAUCCUCCAACAAUCAGCGUGGGAAGGGAGCCUCUAGACUACGGGGAUACUUUGAGAGCCAACUGCUCGAGCUCCCCUUCUAGCCCCAAGGCCUUCUUGACGUUGCUGCUCAAUAAUUUAACGGUAGCCAAAAGUGAAUUCAACGCAUCCAAGAACUUCAACGAACCACCUUCUUGGAGUGACCUGGGACUACAAAUGUUACUUUCAGAGUACCACUUUAGCGGAGGCCGCCUGAUCCUACGCUGCGUUGCCGAAAUCAGCGACAUCUAUCGCGAAGAGGCUGUGCUCAAACUAGGUAGUGUAAGAGAUCCCGUCCCAGAGCGAG
Messenger RNA from Leptinotarsa decemlineata (Colorado potato beetle), 336 nucleotides. RefSeq lists its product as uncharacterized. NCBI's taxonomy places the organism in Eukaryota, Metazoa, Arthropoda, Insecta, Coleoptera, Chrysomelidae. The record is from RefSeq and is a predicted model, not a curated record.